Molecule: messenger RNA, 441 nt
Organism: Aspergillus nomiae NRRL 13137
Lineage: Eukaryota; Fungi; Ascomycota; Eurotiomycetes; Eurotiales; Aspergillaceae
Exons: 2
Coding region: 1-441 (146 amino acids)
Source: RefSeq, a predicted model, not a curated record
AUGCCCAGAGCUCACUGGGGUGGCAUGUUACUUCCCGGGGCUGGAGCUUCAACCGGGGCCGGAGCAGGAGCUGGGACCAGGUUGGGGAUUGCUGGCAGCGCACCUGAUGGGGGUGGGGUUCUAGGAGCAGCCAAGGGACUAGGUCCUGGUGAGCCGGCAGCAUCUCCGGUCGUUGCAUGCCUGGGGGACCAUAAGGACCUGGGCUCAUCGAGCGAGGUGGCAUUGGACGAGGCCCUGGGCCUGGCGAGAAUGAUCGGGGAGCAGGGGGAAAUUGAGCAGGGGACAUUGGGCGCUGUGGGUGAGGACGUGGUGCUGGAGGCCCAGCAUAGCCAGGAUGAGCCGGAGACAUGGGGCGUGCUGGCGACAUCGGUCGAGCAGGAGACAUUGGGCGUCCACCUUGAGGGUAGAAACGAGGAUUGGGCAUGGCACCAGGAGGCAUAG